AUGGAAGCGGCGUGGACCCCUGAGGGACUAGAUCGGCUUCUUCACGAUGAUAAAGGGCCCAGCCUCAUUGCAGCAACCUGGGCUCUAAUGGGGUUUGCCUCUCUCUUCCUUAGCUUACGGGUAUUUUGCAAGUUCUACAGCAAUCGCGGUCUCUUGUGGGACGAUUAUAUCUUGAUCGCUUCUUGGGUACGGUCCUCUUCGACCGCUUCCUCCAUUGACGGCGUCACGACGAAUCUGGUCUUUGCAUUUGGCUAUGGGAAGCACACCUGGGAUCUGCCGCCCUCAAAUCUUCGCGAUUUUGUCAUCCAAACCCUGGUCCGAUUUACGUUUAGUAUAAUCACGAUUGCCUGGACCAAAACCGCGUUUGCCAUCACCCUUCUCCGUGUCACCGAAGGCUAUAUCAAAAAGCUCUUGUGGAUCAUCAUUGCCACCGUGAAUAUUGCAUUGGGCCUCAGUGCCCUCUUUGGGUGGACUCAAUGCCGGCCCCUCUCCAAGCAGUGGGACCUCGAUGUGCCGGGUAAGUGCUGGGACCAUAAAACAGUGGUGUACUACAGCAUGUUCGCCGGUGCCUACUCCGGAACUAUGGACUUCGUUCUCGCUACACUUCCCUGGAAGAUCCUCAUUGGUCUCCGUAUGAGGCGACGGGAAAAAUUUGGUAUUGCUAUUGCUAUGAGCAUGGGUAUAUUUGCCGGAAUCACGACAAUAAUCAAAACAGCCAAGCUUCCCCGGAUGCUUACCGAUGAUCUAUGUAUUUCCUUCCCAACAACUCGACUCUUGACCCCGUUGACCAAGUUCGCGUUUCUAACCGCACUCUACCUGCCUAACACAGAUGGCACUGUCGACCCCAUCAUUUGGGACGCCGCCGAGGGAUCCAUUACUAUCGUCGCCGCGUGUAUACCGACCCUCCGAGUCCUCAUUCGCACGGCUAGUGGGAACUCAACUCCAGACAUCUAUUCCGUCAAAUUGCCCACAAUCGGAAGUGUGACCGGACGGGGUUGGAGCAUAAGCCAUGCUGCUAAGAACCAGAGCCCUCAACCCCCCUCAUGGUCUUACACUCAGGGACGGCGCCGGUCAAUCUAG
Messenger RNA from Scedosporium apiospermum, 1080 nucleotides. RefSeq lists its product as uncharacterized. The coding region runs from base 1 to 1080 and encodes 359 amino acids. The record is from RefSeq and is a predicted model, not a curated record. Lineage: Eukaryota; Fungi; Ascomycota; Sordariomycetes; Microascales; Microascaceae. The transcript has 4 exons.